This is a messenger RNA of Lodderomyces margitis, 1233 nucleotides long. RefSeq lists its product as uncharacterized. The transcript has a single exon. NCBI's taxonomy places the organism in Eukaryota, Fungi, Ascomycota, Pichiomycetes, Serinales, Debaryomycetaceae. Bases 1 to 1233 code for a protein of 410 amino acids. The record is from RefSeq and is a predicted model, not a curated record.
AUGCAUCAAAGAGACGAUCUACUGACUAGCAGUGCAUCAUCAACAACAUCAUCCUCAAAUACAUCGAAUAGUAUGUCAACGGCAACUACAAGCACCACCACUGGCGGUGGCCAAAAGGUAAAGACUCCAUUAAAGAAAGAGGAGUUGGAGAAGAUUGCUCGCCAGUUGAAGAAGAAAUUAUCAAAGGCAAGUAUAACGGCUAAGCAAUCUUUAUCGCCUACAAAUAUGAAGACAAUGCCACCAAACGUUCCUAAAUCGUCACCUUUAAGAGGAUAUAUCAAUGCCAACUCACAAAAGAAUGGAGACUCUCACAACCAUGACUCAUUCUUAUCGUCAUCUCCAAACAUUUACUCGCCCAAUGGUAAAUCUCCAACGCAUAUUAAAACUGCUGCAGCAACGUUUUUAUCGUCGUCACCUUUGAAGAAUAUUGCAAGUGGCGAUAACGAUGAAUUGAAUGACUCACCCACAAAGAAGAGAAGGACAAGUUUUUCUCCAAGUAAAAUGGUGCUAGCUGAGCUUACCCCUCCUGGAAAUGGCGAACAGCAAAAGCAAAGCUUGAAACCAUCGUUGGAUAUGAGCACGACUCCGUCGAGACAAACUUCUAGAAGAGAUAGCAUAACAAAACUGAGGGAUACUGAAGCUGAAUUUGACGUGGCUAAAACACCAGCUCCAGACACGGAGGGAGCUGAUCUUCUCAUAUAUCUUGCCACCUCACCCAGCCCUGCCAAGACUUAUAAACCAAAAGUUUCCAUCAAUGCUCCUGUUUCUCAUACAAUCACAAAACAAGGCGGUGGCUCGCAAACUCAACCUCCACAGAGCUACCCACAACAGAGUGCAUCGACAUUCGCUGUGCCUCAGCCGCCAGUCACACCCAAGAGAGUAAACACUCAACAUCAUCAACACACCAGAACUCCCCAGAAUAGAUUGACUCCAUUCUUGAACAACUUAUCCUCCAAUCUACCAUCAUCUGGGUUGACUUUAACACCAAGUGGCUUCAAUAUGAAUGACUAUGUGAAUUUUUUCACGCCAUCGCCAGGUAAUGCCAUGAAUAAUAAGAAUCUAUUAAAAACGCCUGAUUUUAAUAACUUGUUAAAUGGGGGUGGAGCUGGUGCUGGUACCAACUCUGCCCUGGGACAAACACCAUUGGGCAAGAAACUCGAUGGGAAAAUGUUGAAUUUUAAUAAAGUUUUGUUUCAAGGACAUGGAUCGGAUUCUUCGGGAAAGGAUAUAUAG